Thermochaetoides thermophila DSM 1495 is the source of this 2523-nucleotide messenger RNA. RefSeq lists its product as uncharacterized. Gene Ontology annotation, biological process: intra-Golgi vesicle-mediated transport. Gene Ontology annotation, cellular component: COG complex; Golgi apparatus. NCBI's taxonomy places the organism in Eukaryota, Fungi, Ascomycota, Sordariomycetes, Sordariales, Chaetomiaceae. Bases 1 to 2523 code for a protein of 840 amino acids. The transcript has a single exon. The record is from RefSeq and is a predicted model, not a curated record.
AUGGCCCCAACAGCAACAACCCUACCCCAAGGCCUUGACAUUGCCCUCCUGCGCAGCUCCCAUGAGCUCUUCAGCACCGCUCCCUUUUCGGCCCUCGAUCCGACCUCGACAACCAGCUCGACAUCGACAACCCCAGUGCCACCUUCGAAACAUCUCCCUGGACAACCGUAUACGCUCCCACAGAUCCGCGCGAUCCAUGCUGCUCUUCAGACUCGCGCCGCAGACAUCCAGUCACGUCUGCGCACCCAGGUCGGCGCUUCAUACCGGGACUUGCUGGGCACUGCCGAUACAAUCGUCGCGAUGAGAACAGAGAUGGAUAAGGCAGUAGGGUUAUUGGGAGCUAUGGGGGCGAGAUGUGGCGCUGGCGUUGUAUCAGAAAAGGUCAAGGGCCUGAAGGAGUUUACGGCUGCACAUGCGGGGAAGAAUAUCUACGGCGGGAAGGACCUCGGGGUUGCCGCGAGGGAGAAGCUGUUAGCAGGGUGCCUGUUGGGAUUGAGAGAAAUCUUGGGCGGCGGUAGCUACAAGGCCGAUACAUCAAGGAAGAAAAAGAAGAGCGGUGAUGAGCUCCUUCGUGCGGCUAGGCUCUACGUGCUGGCCAAGCUGCUGGUGCAGAGCCUGUCUGGAACGGGAAGUACCGAUGCAGCCUCGGCUAGGAAGAGUCUGGAGAAUGUGCACAGCCCCCGAUUGCGCUCUCAUAUCGCGGCUGUUCUGCGCAGCGCAAGCGACGGUCCUAUGCGCUGCGGCGAUGUUCUUAAGGCGCUAGGUGCGCACAGCUUGGCUGAGACAGCUGGCGCCCGCGAUGUUCUGCGGUACUUUUUGCGAGUACGCAGCGAGGCCAUCGCCCUAGCCCUUGACGUCAACAAAGAUGAGGAUGACGGCAAUGAAACCAAACAGUCAGCAGACGUAACCCGCGCCCUUGGCUUGUACGCCAAAACAUUGCUGGACGUGCAGUCGCUCGUGCCGAAACAACUACCUGAUGCUCUGCAUGCGCUGAAACAGGACCGCUUAUUGGAAAAUUCCUUGCUCAAGGAUAUGGAGUGUCUAAGGCUGGACAUAUACAAACAGUGGUGCGGCGAUGAGAUCCAGUUCUAUAUACCUUUCAUCCGGCAUGAUGAUUUAGAACCGAGCCAGGCACGGGAAAUGCUUCUUAGCUGGGCCAGAUCCGGCAGCGAAGUGCUGCUAAAGGGUCUGAACAGGACUCUGGAGCGGAUGACCGAGCUCAAGGCAAUCGUCGAGUUGCGCACAAACGUUUUGAAGCUCUGGGUCGCUGAGGGCAGCAAAGUGCGUGGCAUCGACCAGUCUACGAUGCUAAAUGAGCUGCGCGAAGUGAUUAACAAUCACAUGCUCCGCGUCCUCGAAGCCAAAGUGUCCAAACUCCGUCUCGUUGGUUCUGAGGUUGCGGCUACGCUUUCAUCCUGGCGCGAGGGAGUCACUGACCAGCACACAAGCCUCUGGGACGACGUAACUGCCCUUGACACAGAUCUUACCACUCCCAACGGAGCGGUCGACUUCACCCAGGCCGUGAUCGGCCGCAUGCACGGUUGUAGUGAUGUCGUGUCUAAGGCCAUCGCUUGCUACCGCUCUUGGUUCCGGGUCAUCGAAGACGCUGGCCGGGUAGUCGACACGCUGCGCCGGCAGCGCUGGGAGAACGAUGUCGAUGACCUUGUUGAAGACGAAGAAACGAUCGAAGAGCGCCAGCAGUUAUUGACGCGCGAUGACCCAGCCGCGUUGAGCAACCAUCUUACUCACUUGCUAGCCAAGGCAUUCGGAAAGCUGAGCGAACAACUGUCAUCGUUGUGGGAUGCACAAAAAGAGGGUCCAAACAGCGGGGCUGUGGCGGCGUACUUGCUGCGGGUGCUGCGUGACAUUAGAGCAAGGUUGCCUGACCAUGAGCUUGAGAAGCUAGAACAGGUCAAGAACUUUGGUCUUGCCAUGGUCCCGUCACUGCAUGAGGCCCUUGCUAAGGCUGUUUCUGUCGGGCCGCUCGACGAACUCUCCACAGUGACUUUGACGAGGAGGACAGUUGCUGGCAGAGCAUUAUGGGAGGGAGAGCCAGAGUUGCCCUGUUCUCCUUCUCCAGGCGCUUUCAAGUUCCUAAGGAACUUAACCGUAGCCAUGAGAGAUGCUGGGGCAGAUCUUUGGAGCCUAGCUGCGGUUGCUGUGCUGAAGAAACAUCUGGUCCCAGAGAUCUCAAAAGCAUGGGUCGAAGCUCUUGAAGGGUUGAGCAGUAAUGAUAAUAAUGCACAGGUUGGGGAGUCGGGGGGCGAAAAAGGGUCUGCCGGGGAGAAAGAAAGCAACAACGUCACAAGCAUUGAAGUACAUCACGACCUGCUAGUACAGUGGCUGUUGGAUAUACACUAUCUGCGUUUGUUCCUUGGACCGAGCGAGGAGUUGUUCAAGGAGCUCGAAGAUGCAGUCUGGAAGAAGACAGCAUUGGACAAAACGGCCAUUGAAACAAGGCUGGCAAAGACAUCUCAGGAUUACCACAAGCGGACUACACUGCUGUUUGGCCUGCUUGCAUAA